CCCGUACAUUUUCCCACCAACUAUAACUCCCCAAUCCCGUUCUGUUAUCAUACUCUGUUUCUCCUCUGUUCUGCUCACAAUGGUUCCCUGAGCCUUUAACCACAUAGAAAUUCAUGUUUGAGCUAAUGAUAAUCCCUGAAAGUGAUAUAUAACAUCUGGGUUUAUUGUAUUUCUCAAUGGGGUAUCUCUAAAAUCUGCAGAAAAUGAGUUUCUACAGUGGUGUGUUUAUAGGCAUCACCCUCGGCAUCGGGUUGGUCAUCGCCUUCGCUCGUUAUGGAAAUAUCCGAUCCAGGCGUCGUGCCGAUUUGGCUAAGACGGUGGCUGCAUUUGCAAGAUUGACAGUGGAAGACUCAAGAAAGAUUCUUCCAGCUCAGUUUUAUCCAAACUGGGUUGUAUUUUCAGAGCGACAGAAGUUAACAUGGCUUAAUCUUCAACUUGACAAGAUUUGGCCAUAUGUUGAUGAGGCAGCAUCAGAGCUGAUAAGAACCAAUUUGGAGCCAAUUCUUGAGCAAUAUAGGCCAGCAAUCUUAGAUUCACUCAAGUUCUCCAAGUUCACCCUUGGCACUGUGGCUCCACAAUUCACAGGAGUUUCCAUUAUUGAAAGUGAAAGUGAUGCUCGGGGAGUCACUAUGGAGUUGGAGAUGCAGUGGGAUGGUAACCCAAAUAUUAAACUUGAUAUAAAAACCAGAGUUGGUGUGGCACUACCUGUACAGGUAAAAAAUAUUGGACUCACUGGGGUUUUCAGGUUAAUUUUCAAACCACUUGUUAAUGAUUUCCCUUGCUUUGGAGCUGUUUCUUAUUCACUGAGAGAAAAGAAAAAGCUGGAUUUUACUCUUAAAAUUGUGGGUAGUGAUAUAUCAACAAUCCCAGGGAUUUCUGAUGCUAUUGAGGGAACUAUACGGGAUGCUAUUGAAGAUUCUAUAACAUGGCCAGUACGGAAAAUUUUUCCUAUAUUACCUGGGGAUUAUAGUGACCUAGAGUUGAAGCCUGUUGGAACAUUAGAAGUGAAGCUAGUGCAAGCGAAGGACUUGACAAACAAAGACGUCAUUGGGAAAUCUGAUCCUUUUGCUGUCUUAUUCAUACGCCCACUGCAUGACAGAACGAAAACCAGCAAAACAAUUAAUAACCAAUUGAAUCCAGUCUGGAAUGAGCACUUCCAGUUCAUUGUUGAAGAUGCAUCUACACAGCAUUUGACUGUAAGAAUUUUUGAUGAUGAAGGGAUUCAGGCUCCCGAACUCAUUGGUUGUGCUAAAGUGCCACUGAAGGACCUUAAGCCUGGUAAAGUUGAGGAUUUGUGGUUGAACCUGGUGAAGGAUUUCGAAGUUCAAAGAGACACUAAAUACAGGGGCCAAGUGCACUUGGAGCUCUUGUACUGUCCUUUCGGAACAGAAAGUAGCUUUAAAAACCCUUUUGACCCCGAAUACUCAAUGACCUGUUUGGAGAAGAAGGCCCUUAAGAGUGGAGCUGAUGGAAGAGAGGUUGGUGAUCUUGGAAAAACCACAAAGCAAAAGAAGAGUAAUGUCAUUGUAAGAGGAGUAUUAUCUGUUACAAUAAUAGCUGCUGAAGACUUACCAGCAGUAGAUUUGAUUGGAAAGGCCGACCCCUUUGUUGUCCUUAUUAUGAAAAAAUCUGAAACAAAAGCCAAGACUAGGGUUCUAACCAACACCUUAAAUCCGGCCUGGAAUCAAACAUUUGACUUUGUUGUGGAGGAUGCAUUACAUGAUAUGUUGAUUCUGGAAGUUUGGGACCACGACACUUUUGGGAAGGACAAAAUAGGAAGAGUCAUCAUGACCCUCACAAGGGUCCUAUUGGAAGGGGAGUUCCAGGAUAGUUUUCCCCUGGAUGGUGCUAAAUCGGGAAAGCUUUAUUUGCAUCUCAAGUGGAUACCAGACCUUAAAUUCCGGGAAACCUAAUCUAUAUGCUACUUUGUAUUCUCUUGUCCUUCUUCCAUUCUUCUCCAUUUGUGUGGCAUUAUCAAUUUACCAUUGGAGUUUUUGUUCUUUUUAAGUAAGAUUGAUCUAAAGGUGGAUUGACAAUACCACAUCAGCGGAGAAGGAUAAGAGAAUACCACAUAGCAUAUCUUGUCUAUGUAACAUUGCAGACGUCAGAGUUGACUUCAAACUCCAUUGAAUUUCCUUCCCACCCAUAUAAGAAUGGCAUUGGCUGUUACCAUUAUGUCAACCUGUAAAGAGAAUUGAAGGAAAACACUCGAAGCUUUUCUUGCCAUAGCUAGAAGAAAUCUCAAGGAGCACAGUCACAGAGUACAAAUUGUUUGGCAUGAUGGCAUUCACUGAUAGCAACAUCUUCACAAUGUUCAUGAAGAUUACGAUGAGAAGGGAGAUGUUUUCAUAGGACACAAGAUGUUCAAGCUUGUCUAAGCUUCCACAGGUCAUUUAUUCAUUAAAAUUCCAAAUAAAAUGUCUUUUUUUUUCUUUUUUUUUUUUCUU
Molecule: messenger RNA, 2447 nt
Organism: Alnus glutinosa
Lineage: Eukaryota; Viridiplantae; Streptophyta; Magnoliopsida; Fagales; Betulaceae
Product: synaptotagmin-4
Exons: 13
Coding region: 204-1913 (569 amino acids)
Cellular component (GO): endoplasmic reticulum
Molecular function (GO): lipid binding
Source: RefSeq, a predicted model, not a curated record